This is a messenger RNA of Octodon degus (degu), 789 nucleotides long. Its product is annotated as proline-rich protein 23A. The transcript has a single exon. NCBI's taxonomy places the organism in Eukaryota, Metazoa, Chordata, Mammalia, Rodentia, Octodontidae. Bases 1 to 789 code for a protein of 262 amino acids. The record is from RefSeq and is a predicted model, not a curated record.
AUGAUGAGCAUCCGCGCUCCCAGCCCCGGGGCCCAGCCUGCGCCCUGGCCCCACUCGCAGCCCGGGGAACCGGGGACUGCCAAGCGACGCCGCCUGGAGGACCUCGCUGACUGCGAGGCCUGCGUCACGCCCGGCCUGGAAGACUCCGCUGCCUCGCCCGGGGCACCCGUGCCCGCCUCUGUGGUGAUCCUGUCGGAGGACUGCACCCUGCAGGUGCCCCUGGACGGCUUCAGCCUGGUGGUGGAGGCCAUGCCCGACUCGGUCCUGCAGGUGACCCUGGAAGACCACACUCUCAUCCUGGUCCCGCAGGACCUCCUGGGCCCCGCGGACCAAUCCUCGCAAGGGCAAAGCGGCUCUGCUGACGGGCUGGAUGUAGGCGCCCUCCUGAGAACUCCGCGCGAGGACCACGUCGUGGUGGUGGUGGAGCAGCCGGGACUCGGUGUCUGCGUCCCAGAGAUCGCCGGUGAGGAGGAGGUCUUAGAGUACGACGGGCCCGUGGAGUUGCUGCCCCUGCACGUGGGCCCUCCAGCCGGCUUCACUGCCGGGCUCCUGCUCCGACGUGCAGCGGCCCUGAGCCCUGACUCACAGGGCUCCCUCUCAGAGUCCUUCAGCCUUCUAGAAAGUUGCUCUCGCGGCCUCAUCUUCGACCAGGACUUCCAUCUGGUGAGACCCUUCCCCACCUCACCGCUGCAGCCUCUGCCUCCUUUUCCCAGCCCUGGUCCGCAUGAGCGCCCCGUGCGCCUUCCAGGCCCUCAUCGCAAAGCCAGGCGACGCCUGUUCCUGGAUUAA